Messenger RNA from Cucurbita moschata (crookneck pumpkin), 2140 nucleotides. Its product is annotated as zinc finger protein CONSTANS-LIKE 12-like. The record is from RefSeq and is a predicted model, not a curated record. The coding region runs from base 184 to 1284 and encodes 366 amino acids. The transcript is spliced from 4 exons. NCBI's taxonomy places the organism in Eukaryota, Viridiplantae, Streptophyta, Magnoliopsida, Cucurbitales, Cucurbitaceae. Gene Ontology annotation, molecular function: protein binding.
UAUGGAAACUCUGUGCGACUUCUGUGGAAUGAUGAUAGCGGUUGUUUACUGUAAAUCCGAUUGUGCCCGUCUUUGUUUCACCUGCGAUGGCUUCGUCCACUCCGCUAAUUCUCUAUCACGACGACAUAUUCGCUCAGUGCUGUGAGAUAAGUGCAACGCUCUCACCCCGCCAUUGCCUGCUGUAUGAAUCAUAAAUGUCCGCUCUGUCAGGCCUAUGGAUGGAACUGCGACCUUUGUUCCUCCAUGGGUCCCCCUAUUCAGGAUCUUCCUUCCUACUCUCCUUGCCCUUCCAUCCCUGAGUUUUCACGAAUUUGGUCUUCCGUUCUCGACGUCUCUUCCGAUGCUCCUUCUCACUGGCCCACCCCCUCCUCCAUCAAUGCCGAUUCCAUUUCUUUCUCCGAUGUUGAUUCUCCUCAAUUGCUCCCUGCUAAGUUCAAUGACUGCUCUAAGUUUGACCCCUGGAUCGCUGCUCCUGCUUCUUCCUUCACUCUGAAUCCUUCUUAUCACUUGCCUUUGUCCAGACCUCAACCCUCAUUUCUCUCCGACGACUCCAAUCUUCCCAAGGGUUGUUCCGAUUUGAAGGAUGUUGAAACUCAUGAGAACAAUGAUAUUUGCGAGGGUCUCAAUCUUGGCGAUGCUUCACUCAACUUGGAAACUGAGGAAGAGCUGUUUGGCUGUUCGCAAGGUACGAUGAAAUGCCAUUUUGGAGCUGGAGAAUUGGAAUGUUUUCUAAUGGGGAAAAACUUGUCUACUGAAUCUAAUGGCCCUGUUGAGAAUACUGUUGAGAAUCCUGUUGAGGAUUCAUUAUCUGGGCAACAAGAUUUUUUGGGAUUUCAAUCAUCUCAAGUCGGUCUUUCCAUGAACACGAUUCAAAAUGGGAAUUCAAAUUGUAUGGUUAUGAAUCCUAGUUGCAAUGGAAACCUCAACAUUGGAUUUCCUACUACUGCUCAGGUUCAUUCAACCAUAUCACUUUCACUCUCAAAUAUCACUGGCGAAAGCAGUGGUACAGAUUAUCAAGACUGCGGUUUAUCACCGGGGUUUUUGGGAGAAACGUCAUGGGACCCUAGCAUGGAAGCUAUUGUUCCACAAGUAAAGGAUCGGAACAGGGAUAAAGCCAAGAUGAGAUACAAUGAAAAGAAGAAAACAAGAACAUUUGGAAAGCAAAUACGAUACGCAUCUCGAAAAGCCAGAGCUGAUACGAGAAAAAGGGUUAAAGGCCGAUUCGUGAAAGCAGGGGAAGCCUAUGACUAUGAUCCUCUCGUGACAAGAAACUUCGAGCCAUGACCCAUGAACACAUCUCAAGGUCUCGUUCCCAAAACGGAAGGCAUAUAGAACAAGGUAUGUUUUUCUGCUCAGUACAUCAUGAAAUUCAUGUCCUGGAAUUUGAAUCUCAAUGGGUCUCGAACAUUUCUGUAGAGGUAAGAUCUGUCCAUUUGGUACAAUCGUAAAAUCAAUUACCAUAGUCCCACCUUCACUAAUUAACAGAAAGAUCACCUUCACGUGAAGAGGAAGAUCAUGAAUUUAUAUAAGUACAGAACAUUAUUUUCGUUGGUAUGAGUUAUAUGAGAGCUUAUGCUCAAAGUGGAGUACGAGUCAUAUGAGAGCUUAUGCUCAAAGUGGACGAUAUCUUACCAUUCUCGCAAAUCUUCCUUCUCUUCAUUUUAGAGGUAAACUAAUGAAUAGAAAGUAAUUAAAACGAGUGGCUGAUCAUGCAGUGUCCACUAUACGAACAGCAUAUUUGAAUAUGAGUGAUUUAACAACCAUUAACGAUGUGUUAUGGCUGAUAGGUUGUAAAUAAAGAUGUAGCUAUAGCCAGUACAAGCUUCGUAAGCGGCAGACUGUCAGCAAUCACUGUCCAUAACAGAGGAGUGGUUCUAAAUUGCCCGGAAGAGGUUGGGUUAUUUUUGUGCUCAAAUUGGUUGGUUCUUCGUUUGUUUAACAAGAUUUUUGUGUUUCCUCUUGAUUUGUACAGUAGCAAUGGUGAAAUAUAUCCAGUUAGUAAGAGAAAACAGGUGAUGAAGACCUUCGUGGGACAACCUUAGUCCAUGUGUUUUAGCCUCUUUCCUUUCCACCCACGAAAUCAUUGCUUAUUAGGCAGAGCUACAACUUUUUUUUUUUUUUUUUUUUUUUUUUUUUUUUU